GUGAAAGAGCGCAACGGCUGUUUGCUGAGUUCUGAUGACGGCAUUUGAGUUCCGUCUCAGACGUGGUCGUGCGUUGCAUGGGAUUCUUGUGCUGGCAGUCGCCUGCCUUUGCUUUUCCAACAGGCAGCAGGCACACGUCCAUGUAUCAGCCUACGCUGCGUUUUCGCGCACUGCCGAGGAGGUCUCCAUUCCAUUGGCGGCGCUUUGCGUAGGUGGUCUCUGUUCAGGCGUUCCUGGAUGUCGAAUUCCGUCGAAGCUCAUGGUUUUUUUCGGUGCGCAGACUGGUAUGCUCUUGCUCUCAAAGAUCCUCAUUUCCAGGACGGUUGUUUCGGAGGAACUUGGUCUAUACGGAUUGCCAGCCCCCUUUCUUAUGACAGCUUUGCAUCAAUUCAUGGCUGUUAUGAUGUUCGGCAUCGGCUUCCUUCUUAGCUGGACGACGCCAUGGCCCUACAUGCCGCAACCGCUGACAAAGCUGUCGGAUGUUUGGUGGCUCUUGCUCUUCUCUGCAUCCUUUGCUGCAAAUAUUGGUUUGAACAAUUUUUCGUUUCAGUUUUUACCGCUCUCUCUCAACCUGCUCCUCCGCUCCUGUCUGCCCAUCGCAACUACUGCAAUACAGACUUGUGUCCCUCGAAAAGUGCCUAAAAGCAGCACAACCUUUGUCAAGGAGAUCAUUUGCAUGCUUUGUGGAAUCUCUUGCGCAGCCUUGGCCACAUUGGCUCAAUCAAAGUCGAAGGCUGCUGAGCCUGAGCAUCACUACCAGUUGGGCCUUGGUGUAGCAAUUGAGACUAUGUCCAUUUUUGCCGGUGCCCUGAACAUGGUCCUGGCCAACGAGUUGGGAAAGAGGCUCAAUCUGGGCUCUAUGGAUAUGACAUUUUACAUGAGCUUGCCAGCGGCUCUUUUCUUGUUGGUACCAAGCAUUUUUCUUUCAAGCCCAAGCUGGCCUGAAGAAGAGCCCAUGACAGAUUGCCAGGUCUUCUCCCUGGUAUAUCAAUUGGCGCCAGGCGUUUUGGGUUUGGCGUGCCUUCUGGGGGUGUUUGCAUGCGCCUACAACGUGCUCCAGAUCGACAUGGCUCAGUCUCUCUCUGCAACGUACACAACUUUUGCCGGCAAUUUCAACAAGGCCAUGACAGUGAUGAUCUCAAUUACUAUGGGUUUGGAGCGUCUCCCUGAGGGCGUUUGGGGUUUCGUGAUGCUGCUGGCCACCUUGGGCAAUAUUAGUGCAUUCACGGUGUACAGUUAUUUGCAGCUUAAGUGACUGCUCCAAGGUGUGAGAGCUAUAUAUAUUUUUAAUGGCAGAAAAAAAGUC
This is a messenger RNA of Cladocopium goreaui, 1306 nucleotides long. NCBI's taxonomy places the organism in Eukaryota, Dinophyceae, Suessiales, Symbiodiniaceae. The record is from the annotation of a GenBank genome assembly.